Engraulis encrasicolus (European anchovy) is the source of this 1682-nucleotide messenger RNA. It is a transcript of the gene phlda1, whose product is annotated as pleckstrin homology-like domain, family A, member 1. Gene Ontology annotation, biological process: positive regulation of apoptotic process. The record is from RefSeq and is a predicted model, not a curated record. The transcript has 2 exons. The coding region runs from base 228 to 701 and encodes 157 amino acids. Gene Ontology annotation, molecular function: phosphatidylinositol phosphate binding. NCBI's taxonomy places the organism in Eukaryota, Metazoa, Chordata, Actinopteri, Clupeiformes, Engraulidae.
CGGAGAAAACCCUCGUCGAAAACUACUACACAUCUCAGUUACAGCUAGUGCUGCUGCCGUCUGGAUCAAGUACUGGACCCCCUUCUGUGGGAGAUACAGUGCCAUUCUGCCUGGCUGAUGUUCGCGCACUAGCCUAUUAAUCUCCAAGCGAAGCGCCUGGGUAUUUUUCCUUGUCUUUCACACGUUCCGUUCUCGCAAUUCAAAGAAAGAUUUGGCGUCCACUGAUCAUGCUGGAGAACGGCGGAAAGGUGCUCAAGGAGGGACUGUUGGAGAAGCGGAGCGACGGCUUGCUGCAGCUGUGGAAGAAGAAACGAUGCGUGCUCACCGAGGACGGACUGCUGCUGCACCCGCCUAAGCAGCACGACCACCCGCACCACUAUCACCACGCGCACGACCAUCCGCAUCACCACCACUUCGGCAAAGUCAAGGAGCUGCACUUCGCCAACAUGAAAACGGUGGACUGCGUGGAGCGCAAGGGGAAAUACGUCUACUUCACCGUGGUCAUGGCCGAGGGCAAGGAGAUAGAUUUCAGGUGUCCACAGGACGAGGGCUGGAACGCGGAGAUUACGCUGCAGAUGGUGCAGUACAAAAACCGGCAGGCGAUCUUGGCGGUCAAGUCCUCGCGACAGAAACAGCAGCUGCUCGUGGCUCAGAUACCGGGAGGACAGAAGAUGAUUAGAAACUCGCCUAACGUUGCCUGAACACCCCCCGCGACAUAAUCGACAUUGACAUUUGCGGUUAUUCGCGGGGCGAAUCGAGGGAGCUGUCGGCCCCGUUGGUCCGGCCACCUGGCCUGGCAAGAUCGGCUUCCAAUCCAGGGUCGGCUCACCAGCAGCCACGGAGCUCCGUGCGGAGGAAGGAAGGAGGAGGGAGGACGGAGAAAAAGAAACACCUCCUCUGUUCGCAGCUCCUGUUCACCUCAACCUCUCGGGCACUUGGUUCAUUAUUUACGGAUUGUUCAGAGGAGGAAAAAGAAAAGCAGAUACGAGAUGAAAAAAAAAUGGAGAACAGAUGUCUUCUUGUCACGAGCGGACAUUAACUUACAGACUUAAAGAAGUUGCCUGCAGAAUCGUUUUUGUUAUUUAUUAUGUGUAUAUAUUUUUAUAUUUGACCUUACAAAUUUAACAUGUUUGGGAGUGGUGAGGAAUUGUGUAGGCUAUGUGAGAGUCCAGAUAAGCACCUCUCAAGCAAUUACGCAGCUAAGAGACUGUUCCCCCAUACGCCAUUUCUGUGGGAAUAAGAAGACAAAAGAAUUCAUCAAGUACAAUAGCAUGUAAUGCCUCAACAUAGUAAGAAGAUUUUGUCAUCUUUUUAAUUAAACCAAAGACUUUCAUUGUAUGGUUUUGACAAUAGAGUAGCCUACCAACUGUGGGGGGAAAACAAGAAUGUGAAAAGAAUCAUUCAAAUUAGUCAGCAAAUCUGUUAUGAAACUAGUAGAUCAUUUUUUUAAUCAAACCAUGUGUCACUGAGAUGAUUUUUUAUGUCAGCACAUGUCUGUCUGGUUGAGGACACGCCAUCAGUUCUGCAGAAUAUUCUUUGUCAAUGGCUACCACUAGCCUACUAAGAACCCUGUUUACCUCAUACACAAUUGUGGGGUUAUCUGGGCCUAUUCUGCAACAAUGCAUACUGCACCUCCACUGGACCUGGGAUAGGAAAGGACGAGGUGUGUAUGUGUGUGUGCG